UGGUCGUCUGUGUAAUUGUGAGAGCAUCAUGGUGGCGUUUAAAGGAGUCUGGACUCAGCCCUUCUGGAAAGCUGUUUCAGCAGAAUUUUUGGCCAUGCUCAUUUUUGUCCUCCUCAGCCUCGGCUCCACAAUCAACUGGGGUGGAGCAGAGAAGCCUCUGCCGGUAGACAUGGUCCUUAUCUCCCUCUGCUUUGGACUCAGCAUUGCAACCAUGGUGCAGUGCUUUGGACACAUCAGCGGAGGCCACAUUAACCCUGCUGUGACCGUGGCAAUGGUCUGCACGAGGAAAAUCAGCCUCGCCAAGUCGGUCUUCUACGUUCUUGCCCAGUGCCUGGGAGCCAUCGUGGGCGCAGGCAUCCUUUACCUUGUCACACCAUCAAGCGUGGUGGGAGGCCUGGGAGUCACUGCGGUACAUGGGGAUCUUUCUGCUGGCCAUGGACUCCUGGUGGAGUUGAUAAUUACAUUCCAGCUGGUUUUUACUAUUUUUGCCAGCUGUGAUUCAAAACGAAGUGAUGUCACUGGUUCAGUAGCUUUAGCAAUUGGAUUUUCUGUUGCAAUUGGACAUUUAUUUGGUGUAUAUUGGGUGGGACCAAUAAUAGGAGCAGUCCUUGCUGGUGCUCUUUAUGAGUAUGUCUAUUGCCCAGAUGUUGAACUCAAGCGGCGUUUUAAAGAUGUCUUCAGUAAGGCUACCCAGCCAUCCAAAGGGAAGUACAUCGAGGUGGACGAUAACAGGAGCCACGUAGAGACCGAUGACCUGAUCCUGAAACCUGGCAUAGUUCACGUGAUUGAUAUUGACAGGGGUGAGGACAAGAAGGGAAAAGAUCCAUCCAGCGAGGUGUUGUCUUCCGUAUGACUAGCAAGAAGCACUGAAAGCAGAGAGCAGCCCGCUAGCCUGUCCACAGAUAUCCUUCCACCUAUUAAAGAAACAGAUCUCCUCUAAACUGAUCAUCUACCAUUUCCUAACAGGUAUGGUGCGAGCAGCUGCGUGGUAGUGGUGUCGCCAAACCAUACACCUGCUCAGUUGGAAUAUUAGGACUUUGCUAUAAUUAGGAUUCCCCAUCUAUUGUUCCAAAUUAAGAAUUGUUCCUGCUAUUUUCCUUUCCUUCUUUCUGGAACCAUCCCAAAGUCAGAGAUGAAAGCAUUCUCCUUUAAUAAAUCAGUCAAUAAUGAGAUGAAGAUAGAGAUGUUUAAAAUUCAGAUUGACAGUUAAGACACAUCAGGAAAUGCCUAUAGACAUGAAGACCUACUUAUCAGAUUGUUCUUCUGACACUUAAUUGGCUGUUGUCAGCUCCGAUUAGAACAUCUUAUCCAUUAAGCAUUCUCUGCAAGGUUCAGGGACAACACCAACAGUAUUUAAGAGUUUUAUCCACAGUCAAGCAAGGGGGUAUUGUUUCAACUUGCGUACAUCACCAUUGCCUUGCAAGCUACCUCUGAAAAAGUGAUACUUUAAUAGGUUUAAAAAAAAAAAUCUAUCAACCCAUCAAAUUUCACUCAUGUGAUUUGCAGUAUAAAUAUAUUGCCUUCAUCCCUUCCCAGGAGUAAAUACGACGAAAUUGAAUGUUGAAUUCUACUGUAAUAAGGCUGCAAAGCAUUUGACUGUACUUUAUGCUCCCUCUUGUUAUUGUCUAUCUGGUGAAACAUUCUCCUGGGGUUUGACUAUUGACCAUUUAGUGUUAGCAGACUCUCGAGGUCAUGCAAAGAAUAUAAAGGCUUUCCUGCUACUUAAUAAAUAAGAAAUAUCAGAAGAAAAUAAGGCAUGUCUGUUUUCAGUGCACUUGUUCCAAUACACGUUUCUGUGCUAAUUUAUGUAAACUAAAGGUUUAAAUUACUUACCUACUUUCUUACA
This is a messenger RNA of Antrostomus carolinensis (chuck-will's-widow), 1846 nucleotides long. RefSeq names its product aquaporin 4 (gene AQP4). The transcript has 3 exons. The record is from RefSeq and is a predicted model, not a curated record. NCBI's taxonomy places the organism in Eukaryota, Metazoa, Chordata, Aves, Caprimulgiformes, Caprimulgidae. Gene Ontology annotation, molecular function: water channel activity. Gene Ontology annotation, cellular component: basolateral plasma membrane; plasma membrane. Gene Ontology annotation, biological process: transmembrane transport; water transport. The coding region runs from base 29 to 853 and encodes 274 amino acids.